Molecule: messenger RNA, 4310 nt
Organism: Betta splendens (Siamese fighting fish)
Lineage: Eukaryota; Metazoa; Chordata; Actinopteri; Anabantiformes; Osphronemidae
Gene: adamts5
Product: A disintegrin and metalloproteinase with thrombospondin motifs 5
Exons: 8
Coding region: 342-3290 (982 amino acids)
Biological process (GO): proteolysis; extracellular matrix organization
Molecular function (GO): zinc ion binding; metalloendopeptidase activity
Source: RefSeq, a predicted model, not a curated record
UGAUUGAACGCAAAGGGGCAGGACUUUUCCUCUCCGGGUCCUAUUAAGCGCAAACUUUGUGUUUUUGUUCUCCAACUUCAGCUCCGUGCUUCCAGCCAGCGCACACUUUUCCUCCGCUGCUGCCGCCGCUGGGUUUGUUUUUCCUCUUCCAUUUUCCUCCCUGCCUGAUUUCGUUUCCUCCGCCUGUUGGUUGCUACUGUUUGUUUGUUUUUUUUUGCAUGGGGGGUGCGGACACCGGGAGGAUGCGCUUUUCGCAGGGGCGAACGCCCAAAGUUCUUGCCCACGGCCGGUGCGGGCUGGUUUCAGUGGACAUAUAGAUGCGUUUCGGGCUGGAAUGAACAAUGGUGCGGCUCCUUGGUGCUGUGGACGGGGGCACGGUCCUGCGUGGGCUGCUGUUGCUGUGCGCCGUGGAGUUGGAGCUGGGAGCCGGGCUCGCGACUUUCCAGGGUUUCUAUCUUCCACCUGCGAACGGGUCGCUCCUCACACCUGCCCGGAGGACGGAUGGGCUCGUGCGGACCGUCGAUCGGAUUUACCACGGGGGAGGCAAGGUGGGCUACCUGCUGUACCUGGACGGGAGCCGCUUUCAGCUGGACAUGGAGCGGGACGAGGCGGUGCUGUCGCAUCACUUCAGUCCCCAGUACGUGCUCGCUGUGAUGGGGAAGAGCCCCGCGUCCUUCCAGCGGGAGUGCGUGUACCGCGGCACGGUGGACUCCAUCCCGGAGUCGCUGGCCGUCUUCAGCGUUUGCGGCGGGGGUCUCGAGGGCUUCUUCGCCGUCAACCGCACGCGCUACACCGUCACGCCUAUCGUCAGGGCGAAGGGACACGAGCACGUUGCGCGCGUGUUGCAGGACAGGGACGCCGAGAGCGCGCUCCACGUGUUCACGCGCGAGAGCUUCAGCUUUGAGGCGGCGCGCGAGGGGCGCGAGAGCUGCGGGACGCGCGACGGGCGCAUCGGACGCAUCGGACGCAGGCAUGCGGCGGGAACACGCCGGCACAGGGGCCGCGUGACGGGGAGACGGGACGGCGGGGGGUCCGUCGUGGAGGACGCCGAUGAACGCGGCGCGCACGGGCGGACGUGGUGGAGCCGGCUCGCCAAAGCGGCCGCGCCGCGCGCCGGAGCGAGGCACAAGAGGUCGGUGUCGCGCGCCAGGCACGUGGAGCUGCUCCUGGUGGCCGACGACUCCAUGACGAAGAAGUACGGCAAGGACCUGAACCACUACCUGCUCACGCUGGCCUCCAUCGCCUCCAAGCUGUACGGGCACGCCAGCAUAGAAAACCCCAUCCGGCUGUCGGUGGUGAAAGUGGCCACGGUCGGCGAGAAGGAGAAGGGGCUGGAGGUGACGAAGAACGCGGCGGCGACGCUCAAGAGCUUCUGCAAGUGGCAGAACCAACAGAACCCGCUGGACGACGAGCACCAGCACCACCACGACGCGGCCAUCCUCUUCACCAGGCAGGACCUCUGCGGCCACCACUCCUGCGACACGCUGGGCAUGGCCGACGUCGGCACCAUCUGCUCUCCGGAGAGAAGCUGCGCCGUCAUCGAGGACGACGGCCUCCACGCCGCGUUCACCGUCGCCCACGAGAUAGGUCACCUGCUCGGUUUGUCCCACGAUGACUCGAAGUUCUGCGAGGAGCGCUUCGGCGUCAACAGCGACAAGCGUCUCAUGUCCUCCAUCCUCACCUCCAUCGACGCCUCAAAACCCUGGAGCCGCUGCACGUCGGCGACCAUCACCGACUUCUUCGACGACGGCAACGCCGAGUGCCUCCUCGACGCGCCGCACCAGCCCCUGCUGGGCUCCGAGGAGCUGCCGGGGCAGAGCUACGACGCCGUCCGCCAGUGUCGCCUGGCCUUCGGGCCCGAGUACACGGUCUGCCCGGGGAUGGACGUGUGCUCGCGGCUGUGGUGCGCCGUGAUCCGCCAGGGUCAGAUGGUGUGUCUGACCAAGAAGCUGCCUGCAGUGGAGGGAACGCCCUGUGGCAAGGGACGCAUCUGCCUGCAGGGGAAGUGCGUGGACAAGACCCGAAAGAAGCACUACUCGGCGUCCAACCACGGCAGCUGGAGUUCAUGGGGUCCUUGGGGUGCGUGCUCCAGAACGUGUGGAGGGGGGGUGCAGUUCGCCCAGCGCCUGUGCAACAACCCGCCGCCACGAAACAACGGACGCUACUGCACGGGGAAGAGAGCCAUCUAUCGGUCCUGCAACGUCACCCCAUGCCCCGCGUCGAACAAGAGUUUCCGCCAGGAGCAGUGCGAGGUGCGCAACGGACCCCAAACCGAUCCUAAAGGGGUGAAGACCUUUGUUGAGUGGGUGCCCAAAUACGCAGGAAUUCUCCCGAAAGACGUGUGCAAGUUGACGUGCAGAGCGAAGGGAACAGGAUACUAUGUGGUAUUCUCCCAGAGGGUGACAGACGGGACCGAGUGUCGGCCCCACAGCAGCUCGGUGUGCGUGAAGGGGAAAUGCAUACGGACGGGCUGCGACGGCAUCAUUGGCUCCAAGCUGCAGUUCGACAAGUGCGGCAUAUGUGGAGGUGACAGCACGGGAUGCGUACGCGUAGCAGGGAACUUCACCAGGAAGAGUAAGGGCUACACCGAGGUCGUGAAGAUCCCCGCAGGCUCCACCCACAUAAAGGUCCGUCAGCACAAGGCUAAGGACCAAACCCGCUACACCGCUUACCUCGCCCUGCGGCGGCCCAACAGCGAGUACCUCCUGAAUGGAAGGUUCAUGAUCUCCACGUCCGAGACGAUCAUACCGCUCAACGGCUCCGUGCUCAACUACAGCGGCUGGAGCCAAAGGGAUGAGUGGCUCCACAGCAUGGGGCCCGGCGCCAUCCAAGAGGCGCUGGUGAUUCAGAUUCUAGCCACAGAUGCUAAAAAGCCUCUGGAUGUCCGCUACAGCUUCUACAUGCCCCGCCGGACUGCGCCACAGCAGGCGGCGGCGCCGCACGCCCCCAACCCAAAGUCGGCUCUGUUGGUGAGCACUGCGUCAACCACAACUACAGCCACAACCACAACAAGAACCACCACCACCACGAGCAGUAGUACCACUACAUCUUCCUCUGCUACCCCUGUUCUCAUUCCAGGUUCACCGACCCCUUCAAGUCCCUUGACCCCAUCCCCACCCCCAGGGCCCCAGUGGGUAACAGGUCCCUGGAUGAGCUGCACCAGGACUUGUGACACUGGCUGGCAGAGCAGGACAGUGCAGUGUAAAGACCAGGAAGGGAAACUGGCUAAAGGCUGCGUGCUGAGCGCUCGCCCCUCUGCUUUCAAACAAUGCCUGGUGAAGAAAUGUUGAGCAGACAGCUGCAAAACAAAGACAUGUAAGACAUGAUCUACAGGUUCGGGAGAAGGCGUAAUUUGCACCUCUUGAGGUGUCGAGUGCUGGAUGUAGGACCAACGAAUGGGUAAUAAAGAGGACGUUGAAUGUUGACAGGAAGUGCACAGACCAGUCACUAAGAUACUCAGAUUGGCUUAGAUGCUCCAGACUAUUUGGCAGGUGAACCCUGGGAACAGAGACCAUCCAGCGCAUACGUCUACGAUAAACAGAUUUCGUAUCGCAGGCGUCGUGAUGGGAUGGCGUGGAACUAAGCUGCAUGUCAUUUCCACAUGGCCAAUAACGGAUUGUCUUUGCUUCCGUCUCCAAACGCUGGAGGCUCCGUGUGUGUUGCCCUGUAAUGGCAUGCAUGUUGUGUCUUUUUAUUUUUGUACUCCUUGUGUUUUGAUCACUGUGGGGAUUCGUACCCGUUGUCUUUCGUCCUGCGAGUAUGUCUGAGACAAGCGCCCCAACAAUGGGAAGCACUCAUUAUUUACUUUUGUUGUCAUUUUGCCGCUAUGGUACUGUAGCCUUGAUCCACAUCCACUGCUCUGCGCAUCAGCAUCCUGUAUUAAGACGAUCUCUAAGGAAUCUUUGUAGCAAGAGUCUCUUGAGAAAAACACCAAGAUUGUGUGGGUACGUUAAAAGUAUCCCUUUGCAUAGAGGUUCUGGUUCAGGACCACAUGUCCCCACUUUGAGCUCUGUGUGUUCUUUGACUCUUGAUACCCAGAAAACUGGGAAGCAGCGCAAGCAGAGAAGCCAAGAUCGUCCUUUAUUUGGUUUUGUCUGCAUAAAGCAGGUAAACCCAGACAUAUUCUUUUCAAGUUUUGCUGUAAACACAAGUAUUGAUUCUACUGAAUUUGAUCAUCACAUGGAAAGAAACACGCCAUGGAUGUAUGCUAUCCUUUAGAGGACGACCCUUACAACACUUCAAUCAAGAAGGGGCGUAGUCGCUUUGACUCAAUUAUUAUUAUUAUUGAGGGGAGUUUAUUACAGGCUUUG